This is a messenger RNA of Hymenoscyphus albidus, 756 nucleotides long. NCBI's taxonomy places the organism in Eukaryota, Fungi, Ascomycota, Leotiomycetes, Helotiales, Helotiaceae. The record is from the annotation of a GenBank genome assembly.
GGACAAUUAAUUAAGUUGUACCAGACUUUUCGUAUAAUAACUUUCGAUGGCGUGUACAGAGCAGUGCCCGCCAUUCUUACAUGGAGACUCUUAUGCCGAACCGUUGGGUGGAGAAGGGCAUAGAUCCCCUCAGUUAUACAACUGAAAAGAAUGCAAUCAUGCCACCCAAGUAUGUUUUUACUUCCACAUUGGAAGCAGAAUUCUUUUUAAAGGGUUCUUUGUUGUGGGAAAUGGCGGUUGAGGAGGAUGAGAGAACCACUACCUUCAAUGAUUAUUGGCGCUGGGAUGCAAACGAGGCAUCAACUGUUCUUGUCAGUGCUCCAGAGGGACACUGGAUCUUUGUUAUGGAGAUCUUGUAAGUUACCGUUCCUCAUUUUCUGGCAUAAUGACUAAUUGUCUACAGGUGGGACGAAGAUGAGAGAUUUAUCGAGAUGCCUACCGAGGGCGACUUCGCUAACGUUAUUUUUACCAAAUCGGAAAAAAUUCAUGACAGCUACUCUGAUAAUAACUACCCAUAUGGUGAUAAUUCCGAAGAGGAAGUUUGGCGGGGUGUCGUCAUAGGAGAUCCAUCCUUUUCAUCAAGUUACAACCUAGCGAUUAUGGUGUAGAUUCCUGAGGGUUCCACCCCUCCCACCUACGACACUCUCAGAAUGAGACAACCCCUCUUCACAUUUCCAUCCAUUCAAACGAGCAUCAAACGCACUUUUCAACUACUUAACCGCGUUUUAUUCGGUAACCCGUAGUUGGGCAUCCCAG